AUGAAGAAACACUGGAAGUCAGCCACUGUCAGUUCUUUACUCGAAACUAAAAUUUCUAUCAGGAGACUCAGCGUAUCCUUAGUUCCUUACUGUCAGUGUCAGUCUUUUAUAGGAGACAUGAGAGGAAGAUUUGAGAGUAAGACUUCUUCUCACAAUUCACCAUUGAAGAAGGAGGAAUUUAAAAAAUUGUGUCUGGUGUCAUUUAAUGAGCAUGUACUUAUAAGCCUUCUAAUUGGCCUAGAAGUCAGCCUGAUUGACAACUGCUGCCUGGAGGUGUUGAUUUUAAGUGUGGAGAUUGAUUUUUCAGUGAAUGACAUUCGAUUCUUCUAUGUUGAUGGGUUUCAGAAUUUACAGUUGCGGCUCGGGGUGGGUGUUGAAGAUCUUGGAGCCAUCUCAGACUGCAGGAACAUCUCUGACUCCCCAGAAGAAGCUGUGACGCCUGAAGCCUUGCUUCUAUUAGUCCAGUCAGAGGCAAUCGAGAUAUCCUAUCUACAUGCAGUAAAAACUCCUGCCUCAGCACCCCAGUCAGAUGAAGGUUCUGACAUUGAUUCAGAACCAGACCUACCAUUAAAGAGGAAGCAGCGGCGGAGUCGAACAACCUUUACAGCCGAACAACUUGAAGAACUGGAAAGGGCUUUUGAGAGAACCCACUACCCUGACAUUUAUACACGGGAGGAACUUGCCCAAAGGGCUAAGCUCACAGAAGCUCGAGUUCAGGUUUGGUUUAGCAACCGUCGUGCAAGAUGGAGGAAACAAGCUGGAGCCAAUCAACUGAUGGCUUUCAACCACUUGAUUCCAGGAGGCUUCCCUCCUACUGCCAUGCCAACUCUCCCAACUUACCAGUUGACCGAGACCUCUUACCAACCCACGUCGAUCCCACAAGCCGUGUCUGAUCCCAGCAGUACAGUUCACAGACCUCAGCCUCUUCCUCCGAGCACUGUUCACCAAAGUACUCUCCCCUCCAAUCCAGAGAGCAGCUCUGCAUAUUGCCUCCCCAGCACCAGACAUGGAUUUUCCAGCUAUACAGACAGCUUUGUGCCUCCAUCCGGGCCUUCAAAUCCCAUGAACCCCGCCAUUGGCAAUGGCCUUUCACCUCAGGUAAUGGGACUCUUGACUAACCACGGAGGCGUGCCUCACCAGCCUCAAACUGAUUAUGCUCUCUCACCACUCACCGGGGGCCUAGAACCAACCACCACCGUAUCCGCCAGCUGCAGUCAGAGACUAGAUCACAUGAAGACCUUAGAUAGCUUGCCCACAUCGCAGUCCUACUGUCCUCCAACUUACAGCACCACAGGUUACAGUAUGGAUCCUGUCACAGGAUACCAGUAUGGACAGUAUGGACAAAGUGCCUUUCAUUAUCUGAAGCCAGAUAUUGCAUAAAUGAACUGUCCACUUCAAGUCAAAUCUGGUGUUUUUUUCCAGUCUCCAAUGUCUAGAUAGAAAGAAUCCUCAUGGAAAAUGCAACCCCACUUGGGGAAAUCAUGACAGAGAAUACAGUAGAGUUUUCUUUCUCCAAUAGUUGUUUCUGAUAUGCAUUUGGACGUUUUGGACAAACGGACGGAAUCGAUGAAGACCACAAGCAGCCGUAGAUGACAAAUUCAGCCUUACAGGCAACAGCUUAACAUAGGCCCACAUCAAAAAUGCCCAAGUAUUUAUAGUUCUGAGGAAAGAAAAAAAACAAACAUUCCAUUUCUAUGUCUUUGAAAAGAGCUUGGAUUCAUUUGUACCAACAGAAUGUUCCAAAAAUUAGCGAGUGACUAGCUUGUCUUACUGUCCUUUGUGGACAUGUAUAUGACUUUCAAACUGCUCCAUUUAUGAAGCACGAGAGGAGGAACUUUUAAUUUUUCACACUGGAAAUUGACAUCGAAAGAACUGUCACGGUGUUAGGAAGCUAGAUUAGGACUUUCAGAUAAGUUAUUGGUUAUUUUAUCUUGUGUUUUGUAAUCCAGUUGUCAAUAAAUGUCACAUACAUGUUCUGCUUAAAAUGAACAGGAUGUUGUAUAACUAGAAUCAUUUUUUAUUUCCUUUUAUUCUUUGGGAGUGGGGUGUGUGACGUUUUCUUAGUCCAUGUUCAAUUUGGAAACAAGGAAAAAAAAACGAUGUUAAUUUCCACAACUGCCUAACAAUGUGCAAUACUGUGUACCUCACACAAACUUUGGAAUCAUCCAAAGUAAUAUAAAUAGAAUCAGAACUAUAUUUUUGCAGGUGCUUUUAUUUUUGCAGUAAGUAAUUCUUUGGGGUAAAAUUCAGAGAUGUUGCAGUCUGCUGGACAACCAAAAUCCAGCUAACUCAAUAAGAUUAAAGACCAUGUCCAAGAUCAGUGAUUUUAAAUGAUUAAGUUUACAAUUCCUUAAGUUUAUGGAGAGGUAGGGCAAGAAAAUAAAUGUCUCUGCAGUUGGUAUGUGCUUUGGAAUUAUACAAUGAUAUCCAAUAUUAAAAGAUGAUAGGAACAGAGGUUUACAUACAUUUAUGUUGUGACAUUUUAGAAUGUCAAUAAAUUUGUUUUGAAAUGUAAAGAGGAACAGAAAGAUGAAAGGCAGUGUUAUUUAUUUCUCUUUAUCUUGGAACAGUGAGUGGGGUAGGACACAAAUACAUUCCUUUUAGAAUUAAGGACUAUGAAGUAGUGGAGUUAGUGAGCCUAGGUAUAGUCAGAGAUUAGUUCAUACGUUGAUCUUAAAGGGUGAUGGAACAAAAGAAAUGCUAUCUUUGUGUUACAGUCUCUGCCAACAACAGUGUGUUGUAAAAAUGUCUUUCUUGUAAAA
Molecule: messenger RNA, 2762 nt
Organism: Ornithorhynchus anatinus (platypus)
Lineage: Eukaryota; Metazoa; Chordata; Mammalia; Monotremata; Ornithorhynchidae
Product: paired box protein Pax-3
Exons: 10
Coding region: 1-1380 (459 amino acids)
Biological process (GO): anatomical structure development; regulation of transcription by RNA polymerase II
Molecular function (GO): RNA polymerase II cis-regulatory region sequence-specific DNA binding; DNA-binding transcription factor activity, RNA polymerase II-specific
Source: RefSeq, a predicted model, not a curated record